AGGAGGAGGAGAAGGAGGCMUUAGAACCUCUCCUGGUCCCCAAUUUCAAUUUUUGGUGGGGGAAGGUCAAGACACCAAAGUGGAUCACUCCCUUAGGUUCCAUUGCCCCAUUUCCCCCACUUCUUGGGGGAAGAAAGAAGACCUCAGGAUGGGAGCAGCCAACUGUGAAGAUGAAGAUCUGGAGUUCAAGCUGAUUUUUGGAGAGGAAGAGAAAGAACCCCCAGCUAUGGGAGUCCCCCUGGAUUCAGACCUGGAUGCAGACAACCUUCCUGUCUAUUGUUCCCUUGCUUUGGGUGAUCCACCGCCCUAUGCCUCUCCUCUAAGCAUCCCAUGUCCAUUGCAUCUUAGUAGCAGCCGUGCGGGCAUGCAUUCUCCUCCUCCCCGUCCGGCCGACUUAGAUGGCGACACUUUUGAGAGUCAACCAGCUCGGCGGGUCCGUCUUGGAGGUUCCCGGGUUCUGGAGUGCCCCAGCAUCCAGAUCACCACCAUUUCUCCAAGCCGACGGUGCGAGGAAGAUGACUGGGACUCUUCCCCCCGUGAUUAUCUCCUUCUGGAGGCUUUUGGGGGGUACCGAGAAACGACUCCAUCGUCCGGCUUCUUUACCCCCAGUCCAGCCAGCAGUGGCAGUGUAUCGCCAUGGAGCUUUUUCUCAGAUGAUGAAACCCCCGCCGGAGAUGAUGUGGAGCAUGAGUUGAAUGAGGCGGCUGCCCGAUUUGCCCUCAAUUCCCCCUUGGGUUCUCCUCGGGGCUCUCCGAAGCCGUGGUCGUCGGCCGAGGAGUCUUGGCCGGGUUAUGGGGUCAACUACUCCCCGAGUCGUGGAGCAGAGGACGGGUGGAUGGUUCUGGGCCCUCGCCCGGCUUCUCCUUGCGGUAAGCGGCGUUAUUCCAGCUCCGAAACGCACUCCUCGGCAUCUCCAUGCUUGUCCCGGAGGGGCAGCCUUGGUGAGGAAGCCACAGGGGAGUCUGUGGAAGCAAGUGGAGACGGAACCACCUUCAACUCUACUGGAGCCCGGCUGGUGGAAAGUAUUCCCCAAAAAGCUCGGAAGACUUCAACGGAGCAGACGGUGGCACUGACCCGGAAAGAGGAUGGGAGUUGCAAUGGAGAGGAUGCUGGUAAUGGUUUUGGGCUUGGAAUGGCCCGGAAAGAAGGGAUGGAUUACCUUGCCGUACCAUCACCGCUGGCCUGGUCCAAGGCUCGGAUUGGAGGCCAUAGUCCCAUAUUCAGGUCUUCCACUCUCCCACCCCUGGACUGGCCCCUCCCCAGUCAAUAUGAGCAGUAUGAGCUGAAGAUCGAAGUGCAGCCUCGAAACUACCACCGAGCCCAUUACGAGACGGAAGGCAGCAGGGGAGCUGUGAAGGCUGCACCGGGAGGACAUCCUGUGGUGAAGCUUAUAGGUUACGACGAGAAACCUCUCACCCUGCAAAUGUUCAUUGGCACGGCAGAUGAGCGCAACCUGCGUCCGCACGCUUUCUACCAGGUCCACCGCAUCACGGGGAAGAUGGUGGCCACCACCAGUUACGAAUCCAUCAUCAGCGGCACAAAGGUCCUCGAGAUGUCGCUGCUCCCAGAGAACAACAUGGCUGCAAACAUUGACUGUGCUGGGAUCUUGAAGCUGCGGAAUUCGGACAUUGAGCUGCGCAAGGGCGAGACGGACAUUGGCCGCAAGAACACGCGGGUGCGCCUGGUCUUCCGGGUCCAUGUGCCGCAAGGGAAUGGCAAGGUGGUUUCCAUCCAGGUGGCUUCGGUGCCCAUUGAGUGCUCCCAGCGCUCAGCUCAGGAGCUCCCCCAAGUGGAAAACUACAGCCUCAGUGCCUGCUCCGUCCAUGGCAGUGAAGAAAUGGUGAUCACCGGAGCCAACUUCCUGCCCGAAUCCAAGGUUGUCUUCAUUGAGCGAGGCCCUGAUGGAAAACUCCAAUGGGAAGAAGAGGCAAAUGUAAAUCGGUUGAAAAGCACAGAGGCUUCACUGACCCUCACAGUCCCAGAAUACAACAACAAGCGAGUUUCACGACCUGUUCAGACCUAUUUUUAUGUUUCCAACGGCCGCCGGAAAAGAAGCCCUGCUCAGGCUUUCAAAUACUUACCUGUGAUCUUCAAGGAAGAACCACUGCAAGACUCCCCACAUCAUAACUUCCCCCAUGUCUCUCAAAGCAGUCAUUUCCCACAACAAACAGCCCCAGGAACCAUGGAUUUCUCCCCCUCAAGGCCGCCCUUCCCUUACGACCAUUCUCCCCCCUGUUCUCCUUAUGGUCCAGAGUGGAAUCCAUGUUCAUUCCCAGCCCCACCGCGCUACAGCCCCACUUUCCGGUUCCCCUCCAACGAGCCCUACAGGGGGGCUAACCUUUCUGUCCCACUGCUCGCCCCACCGGCCUUGCCCCACUUCCAMGCUCUGGAAUGCCGCCCGCCCCACUUCCAGCCCCCCAGCUCACCGCUUGCCCCUCCGCCUCCAGGGCAGGCGGAAACGUGCAGCAGGGAGAGAACCCCAGAGUGGGCAGAUCCAGAACCGGGGUCUGAGGAGCACAGCACCAAGGGGAAGUCGGGGUUUGGCGGUGGCUUCCAGGAGAACAUGCCCAUCCAUGGGAUCACGCUGGAGGAAGUAACUGAGAUCAUCGGCAGGGACUUGAGCGACUUCCCCGAACCACCUUGCGAAGGAGGCCGGAGUUGAGAGAAAACAUAUCCCAGGACUUUCCAAAGGAAUCAGAAGCUUGACUUGGAGGACAUUCAGUGACAUCGAAAGAUUGCCAUAAGCAACUAUCAUGCUGGUUUUGGGGGACCCUGAUAUUUAUACAUUUAUUGUUGAGGGUUUUUUUACUUACUGUUUCAUAUGUUCUUCCAUCCUAUUGUUUCUGCUGGUGCUUAUGUAAGAUGUAGUGUAGCUCAAAAGGGCCAGAAAAAGCAGAGACUCCCCUGGCCAAGUCUUCUGUCCUCCAAUGAUGUCCAGUCAUCAAAAAAAGGAUCAGCAGGUCUCUUGUCACUAUUGGUCUGCUCCAUUGCUGUCACUUUAUAGCAGGCAUGGGCAAACUUGGGCCCUCCAGGUGUUUUGGACUUCAACUCCCA
This is a messenger RNA of Anolis sagrei ordinatus, 3054 nucleotides long. It is a transcript of the gene NFATC4, whose product is annotated as nuclear factor of activated T cells 4. Gene Ontology annotation, cellular component: transcription regulator complex. Gene Ontology annotation, molecular function: transcription factor binding; DNA-binding transcription factor activity, RNA polymerase II-specific; RNA polymerase II cis-regulatory region sequence-specific DNA binding. Gene Ontology annotation, biological process: regulation of transcription by RNA polymerase II; calcineurin-NFAT signaling cascade; cytokine production. The record is from RefSeq and is a predicted model, not a curated record. Lineage: Eukaryota; Metazoa; Chordata; Lepidosauria; Squamata; Anolidae.